AUGGAUCAGACCUCAUCAAUACCGAGGAGCAGUUGCGUCAAGGCAACGCUCGACCGUGUCUGGAAUCUCGAAUUCAAGUCCCAAGUCCCCACCCAAGACUAUCCACCCGUCUCGAGCAUCCCCCGGACAUCCCCAGAUCGGCUCCAGCGGGCAACACCCAAGAAGUCCCCCGCCGAUCACAUCCCAUCAUCGUCGCCAUCAGCGAACGACUAUCUCUGCGACCAUACUGCCUCCGUACCAACAGUCCUCUACCUCGCAUACGGUUCGAAUCUCUGCGCCCAGACCUUCCUCGGCCAGCGCGGAAUCCGUCCUGUUUCCGCGAUCAACGUUUCCGCCCCGUCUCUACGGCUGACGUUUGAUCUUCCUGGCAUCCCCUACAAGGAGCCAUGCUUCGCGAACACAGCUCUGAGAAAGGUGCCGAAGCACCCGCCGAUCCCGGAUCCGCCGGGGAAGGUGCCUGACCUUCCUCAUCCGCCGCCGUACACGUUCCCUCCAAAGUCCGAGGAGGCCGAGGAGAUUUGGGACAAGGGCCUUAUCGGCGUGGUCUACGAGGUCACACCCGAGGACUACGCGGAGAUCAUCAAGACCGAAGGCGGCGGCUCCGCAUAUCAGGAUAUUCUGGUGCCGUGCAUCGGCAUCCCGAACAGGGUCGGGAUCCCGGAGGACCCGCCCACCCCGGAGCUUCCGAAGCCCUUCUUCGCGCACACGCUCUACGCGCCCCGGAUACCGAAGAAGCCGGAUGACGGCGAUGGUGAUGACGGCGGUGGUGACGAUAAGCCUGUAAAAAGAGCCAGAGACGGAGAUGAUGGUGGUGAUGGGGAUGAUGGAGACGACAAGAGCCCGCUCGACAGGCUCAAGGACUGGUGGCAGGACAUGCUGCUGCGGCCCAUCCGGCCCGACCCGGAGUACGCGCAGCCCUCCGCGCGGUACCUGAAGCUGAUCACCGACGGCGCGGCGGAGCACGGGCUGCCUGACGAGUACCAAGAGUGGCUGGCCAAGCUGCAGCCGUACACGAUCACGUCCAGGCGGCAGACCAUCGGGCAGUAUCUCUUUCUCGGCCUGGCCAUGCCUAUCAUGGGGCUGUUCCUCGGGCUGAGCAAGUGGUUGGCUGAUGACAGGGGAAAGAUCCCGCUGUGGUUGGGGCUGUUCAUGGAGACCCUUUUCCAUGCGGUGUGGCUUGGUUAUGAUAGGGUCUUCAAGCCGGUAUUUGGAGAUGGUGAAAGGACUGAGGACGAGGAAGAAAGGCGAAGGCUUCACGGGACGAGGAGGAUGCUAAGGAAAUCCACUGUCAUUAGGGAUGAAGAAAAGCUGGGACUGCUGGACGAGUAA
Molecule: messenger RNA, 1329 nt
Organism: Diaporthe citri
Lineage: Eukaryota; Fungi; Ascomycota; Sordariomycetes; Diaporthales; Diaporthaceae
Exons: 2
Coding region: 1-1329 (442 amino acids)
Molecular function (GO): gamma-glutamylcyclotransferase activity
Source: RefSeq, a predicted model, not a curated record